This is a messenger RNA of Symbiodinium sp. CCMP2592, 2379 nucleotides long. The record is from the annotation of a GenBank genome assembly. NCBI's taxonomy places the organism in Eukaryota, Dinophyceae, Suessiales, Symbiodiniaceae.
AUGCCACCUUCCGGAGCCCCGCAAGCGACAGAAGCCGAUGCUGCUGACGAGACCUUCCUGUCCAGCCUGUCCUCAAGCAACACAACACAAAUGCCACCUUCCGGUGCCCCGCAGGCGACAAACACCGAUGAACUGCCCUCAAAAAACGCCACAGCUGGCUCGGCGCUUACGAUGAACGAGGAACUUUCGACCGAGUUGCGAGCCUGCGCGGCUGCAAAUUUGGAGACAUCCACCUGUGUCCUUGAUGCGGCGGUUUGGCUCCUGCAGCAUGGUGCUCUUGACAUUCCAGGAACUCGGGAAAUCAACGCAAAAAAGGCCCCUUGGUUCGCAAGCUGGCAUCGUUUGGGAGACCUUGCCCCGUUGUGGUUUCGACAACGUGCUACUAGACUCAGACUCACGCUCCGCCUAGGCCCGCGGACUGCUCUUCGCAGCUACUUGGCUGCAAUCACACGUUACCGACAGACUGGUGGAAACGGGGCGGCUACCGCCAAAUGCUUGCGACCACUCUUGGCGGCUCCAAACGACCAUGUCCUCGUUCUGUUGGGAGGCGCAGGCAUUGGAAAAACUCACCUCAUUCUCACUAUUGAAACACUCUUUCAGCAUUUUUGCGGUCCCGGGUGCAUGAAGAAGGGAGCUCCUACUAUUACAGCGGCUCGCAUCCUUGGAGGCAAUACCAUCCACGCACUGCACAGACUGCCGCGCGGACACCUCACGGACCGUCGCUCGCGGCUGUCCAGCCUCGCAAUUGCAAAGCUGCGACAUGAAUGGCAAAACGUUGUUGGGCAUGUCGCCGACGAAGUCGGGAUGAUACCGCCCAAGCUUUUGCACCAGAUCGAUAUGCGCACCCGCACCGCCAAGCGCUCCAGCGAAACCUUUGGGCACCUCUGGACUGCUCUCAGUGGUGAUUUCAUGCAACUCCCGCCCGUUGGCCACCCCUCGCUGGCAGCGGACGCUUGCGCAGACGACCCCGCUGCGCCUAAGGUGCAAAACGUUGGCGCCUGCCAGGAGGCUGCGGCUGCUGCUGCUGCAGACGGAGAAUACUCCAAGCAACCGUCACACGCCGCACGCUCCACAGACCCGGAGCAAAGUCUGGGUAGCGAUCUUUGGAGACAGCUGACCAAUGUCGUCAUACUGGACGUGAACUUGCGCACGUCCGGCACCCUGAAAGUACUCCUGCAUGGUAUGCGCAGCGGAGCCAUUCCGGAUGAUGUUUGGCCCGAGCUCGAAGGUCGGCAAUUGCAACCGCAAGCUAAUGGAGAGCCUGACCCACGGCUGCACGCACACCCCUUUGACUUGGCGACAAUGCGCUGCAUCGUCCACCGGCAUUCCCUAGGCAGAGCCUUAGCCUACAGCCUAGCGCUGCGCUCUGCCACAAAAAGGAAGCACACGUUUUACGUGCUUCACGCAGCCGACCAACCGUGUGCAAAGGAUGCCGAGCGCUUCAGCGACGAUACUCGCCGCAAGGUCUUGCAGAUUGCCAACACCCGCCACACGGCGGAGUUGCCUGGACUGUUACCGCUCAGCAUCGGGCAACGCUAUCGUCUUCACAACAACAAAAGUUGCGUGAGGCUCGGUCUGAUGAAUGGCGCAGAGGUGGAGCUCGUCGCUAUACAGUUUUCCUCAGCACACGACCCGGGGAAAUUGAAUGUUUUGCGGUAUAUGCCUGACUUUCUGGUGCUGCGUGCCCUGGGUACCAACUGGUCCUUGCCAAAGGCGUGCCAGCAUCCAGCACUUUCGCGGGACGCUGCAAGAGGCACCUUCAUCGUGGAACCAGUGACUAGCAAGUUCACAUUUGCAGACACCGGGAGCCGCGAGCUAACACUCACACGAACUAUGUUCCCCUUGCUCCCCGCCAACUGCUCUGUUGUAUACGGUGCCCAAGGCGAGACGGCCACGGCAGUACUGGCGGACUUAGCAUGCCCCCCGCGUAUGGCACCGGAAUUGCACUGGCUGGCAUGCUACGUGAUGUUGAGUCGAGCUACAAGCCUGCAAGGGCUUCUGCUGCUGCGCAAUGCCUCUAGAGAAGAGCUGGAACGUGGGGCCCCUUCUUUCAUUGUUGACGAAAUCGAUCGAUUGCUUGCACUGGAACGUAGCAGCGCCCAACGACUCCGGCAACAGCUCGAGAAAUCCAAGGCCAUCCCCCCCGAGAUUCUGGAGCUGUUUACAGACAGCCUCGCGGCACGGCAACGGGCCACGAACCAGCAACGUGGGCAAGAUCCGGACUGUGUUGUCACAAGACCUCACAAACGGCUACGUGGAAAGCAGCCGCUGCCUUGCAGCUUGCCUGCGGCGCCAAGCCCACGCACCUGUGCACCUGCGGAACCACCUAUGCCCUCUUCUCAGGCUGAAUAUUACGCCUGUUCGUGUUCAGGCGCCUGA